Messenger RNA from Formica exsecta, 1019 nucleotides. RefSeq lists its product as uncharacterized. The coding region runs from base 69 to 1019 and encodes 316 amino acids. NCBI's taxonomy places the organism in Eukaryota, Metazoa, Arthropoda, Insecta, Hymenoptera, Formicidae. Gene Ontology annotation, biological process: sensory perception of taste. The transcript has 6 exons. The record is from RefSeq and is a predicted model, not a curated record. Gene Ontology annotation, cellular component: axon; neuronal cell body; membrane.
AUAUCUGCGAAAAAAGAUGUUUAUAAUAUUAUAUAUUUUUUGUAUGCUGUUAUUCUUAGAAAUUUCUUAUGUGUAUGAGGAAUCUCAGUCUCGUAGACGAUACCUUGGAACAGCUUGGAAUACCCAAGGAAUAUUGUAAAAUGCGAAAGUCGAUAAAAUGGAUAUUGAUUGGAUGGUUUAUGAUGAUUUGUAUAACGUGGGCAAUUGAUAGUCAUUGGUCCGUAAAAAGGUUUAAGGAUAUACAGGCUAUAAUUAUCCCUCUUAUUAUACAUUAUCCUUUCCACAUCAAUACCCUCAUGGAUAUAAUAUUUAUAUUUUUUAUAAGAUAUAUUGGUACUAGAUUGAAUGUAAUUAAUGACUAUAUUGGACAACUAUCAGAGACUAAAGAAUACGGAUUUAAAUACACUUGGAAAAAGUCUCUUGUUACUCGUUACUAUGUCCAAAGCGCUGAAAAUCGUGAGCAUGUAUUGUGGACUACAAUGCACCUUUAUUUGGAACUUUGCCGAAUAGCUCGCAAACUAAAUGAUUUUUUCGGAAUGCAAAUAACCCUGCAGAUGAUGUCAUAUUUCGUUUUUUUAACUGGGAUAUUUUAUUUUCAAUAUCAUAUGCUAAUAUGUUUCAAACAAUUAUAUAAGGACAAGGACGAUCUAGAAAAUAAACUGACACUUUUAAUUCAUACUUAUGUAUGGUGCGGUUUAUACUUAACAAAAUUAGUAACAUUAAAUUACAUCUGUGAAAGCGUUGGUACCAAGGCGGAGAAAACCAAAGACAUGAUCCAUAAAUUGACAGAUCUUGUCUAUUUUAAUCAGAUACGCGAAGAUAUUUGCCAGUUUGUUUUGCAAAUAUCGCUUCAACCGUUAAAAUUCAACGGAAUGGGUUUAUUUAAUUUUGGCUACAAAUUUAUUCGUAAGUUCAUCGUAGGAAUUGUUGGUAUUAUGCUCUUUAUGAUGGAAAUGGAUACUUCUCCCUUAUCUCGAAUGUUAAUUUCGAGUAAAAACAAUGCAACAUGUUACGAGUAA